Oikopleura dioica is the source of this 1401-nucleotide messenger RNA. NCBI's taxonomy places the organism in Eukaryota, Metazoa, Chordata, Appendicularia, Copelata, Oikopleuridae. The record is from the annotation of a GenBank genome assembly.
AUGAAAACUUUUGCUGCUUUUGUUGCAACGGCGACUGCAAGAUGGGACUUCGAGAGCUACAUCGUCAGACCUACAAUUAAGGAGCCAGACUUCGACCUCGAGACGCAGCCAAUGGAGGAGCUUGACUGCACCAACUACUUGAAGAAAAACUUGUGCACGGAACUCUACUGGGACCCAAUCUGUGGUACUGACGGCAAGUACAGAGCGAACCCCUGCAUCUUCAAAUCGGAAUACUGCUACGGAAACAAAGACCUCGAGUUUCUCCGACGGGGCACGGACUGUUCCGUCAACGAAAUGCUCCUAGACGUCGGCGAAGAGGAAGAAGAGGAAGAAAUCGAGGAGCCAGAAGAGCCAGAGUGCCGCAUUUACUGUCCUCGUAUUUACGAUCCCGUCUGCGGCGACAAUGGCGUUCUCUAUGACAAUGAGUGUCAGAUGAGACUCCAGAAUUGCCUAAACGGCAGUGAUGUACGCGAGCAAGUCGGCGCCAAUAGAAUGCUUGAUCAAGUCUGCCACGGCGGUGUCACUUAUGGCAAUCGAGACAUGUUUGUCCUGGCCAAAUGCGACGCUCAACGAGAGGGAGACAAGAACGCACGCGAUUGGGAAGCUACUGAUGGUGCGUGUGCGUUUACCCGUGCUCAACGUUGCGAAAAAGCCUGUCCUGCUAUCUUCGACCCGGUCUGCGGCUCCGACGGAAACAGAUACAGUAACGAGUGCGCUAUGGAAGUCACUGCUUGCUUCCAAGAUGAGAAGAUCACUCGUCUAAAUCCACCACAUCGAAUGUACGCUCCUGUCUGUGCUAGCAACGGCGAAGAGUACGCAAACGAUAUCGUUUUCCUCUGGGCCAAGUGCGAGGCUCAAGACAAUAGCGCCGAUACAUAUGAUCAAUCUGCUCAAACUUGGAGAAUCGUCUCACAAGGUCCAUGUGAAGCCGAAGAGGAAGAGGAAGAAGAAGAAGAAGACAAUGGCAUGCAAAUGGAUGUUGGAAUCCCUAAAUUGUGCCCUAGCUGUGGAACUUUCAGAAGUGAAGUCUGCGGCUCAGAUGGAGUAACCUACACCAACUCAUGCUUGAUGGACAAAGCUGCAUGCGAGCAAAACAUCCCUAUCGAAGUUGUCCACCCUGGCGGAUGCUGCCCGAAAUUCCAAACUCGUGACAUGAGAAUCGUCUGCGGUAGUGAUGGCAUAGAAUACACCAAUCUCAGCUUCCUCCAAAGUGCAUCUUGUGCAAAUGACUUUUCUAUUCGAUACGUGAAGGACGGUUCCUGUAACAACAACGGAAUGUUGAUGGAUACUGGCCUUGGAUUCGGCAAUGACUUUGUCGAGGAAGAAGAAGAGGAAAAGCCAAAAAAGAAACAAAAGAAACGACCAAACAGAUGGGGACUCCUUAAUCGAGGACGAAAGUAA